Megalobrama amblycephala (Wuchang bream) is the source of this 991-nucleotide messenger RNA. RefSeq lists its product as uncharacterized. The transcript has 4 exons. The record is from RefSeq and is a predicted model, not a curated record. NCBI's taxonomy places the organism in Eukaryota, Metazoa, Chordata, Actinopteri, Cypriniformes, Xenocyprididae. Gene Ontology annotation, cellular component: membrane. The coding region runs from base 205 to 609 and encodes 134 amino acids. Gene Ontology annotation, biological process: tissue regeneration; cell adhesion.
GUAAUCAGUUUCAAAGUUUUUGUCUGUUCACACGUUGGUGAGAGUGACUGAUGGGAGGGUCUUUCUCUCGAUCUUUAAAAGCACAUCUUAUGGAGAAAGCCAGGUUUUGUAGUGUAAAACACUUCUCAGGUUCAGCUGAUUAGUUUUUGAGCAUCUUGACUGCUUCUUUUAAACAUUUCUGCUGCUAAACAAAACCCGAAGCCAAUGGAGGAUCAAGCCCCUAAUCAACAAGGAGUGGCUCGUGCCACAGGGAACGGAGAGCGUCGCUUCAACAUGAAUCAUUACGCUACUAAGAAGAGUGCAGCGCAGAGCAUGUUGGAUGUGGCUCUUCUGAUGGCCAACUCCUCUCAGCUGAAGACAGUGCUGCAUUCAGGACCUCAGCACCGCUUCUACGCCCCUCUUAUUGCGCUCAUAUCACUGUCCAUCUCACUGCAGGUCAUUGUUGGCCUCCUACUCAUCUUCAUUGUGAAGUAUGACCUGAAUGAUGUUAAGAAACAGCCGAGGCUGAACACAAUGAAUAAUAUGGCCACUGUUUUUGUGUUCUUUACUGUUCUUAUCAACGUCAUCAUCACAGUGUUGGGAUUUGAGACUGGAGGAAACAGCAUCUGAUACUGCACUCCCUUCAAAUACACAAGGAUUGCUCACAUGUGAUUGUAUUUACAUUUUUUUUUUUAAUUUACUGUACAUUUGCCUGAGUUGCCUCCAUUUACUGUAAUCAAAAUCUAACCUAAUCUUUUUUUUCUGCCAUUCUGCAUUGUUUAAAAAAAAAACAAAAAAAAAAAAAAAAAACAAAUCUGGAUACCUUCAUUUAACAAAGCACUAAUGUCUGAGCAAAUGUGUAAUUUGAUGUUUUGUGACGAAUUGAAUUUUCUAAUAUGAAUUUCUAAUUCACUUAAUUGACAGCAGUCAAGAAAUAAAAACCAUGAAAGAAACCAUCAAGAAAGUUAGUCAUGUAAUAUUUAUGUCCCUCUCAUUUUUAAACUACUGCUGA